Molecule: messenger RNA, 3604 nt
Organism: Ailuropoda melanoleuca (giant panda)
Lineage: Eukaryota; Metazoa; Chordata; Mammalia; Carnivora; Ursidae
Gene: ACCS
Product: 1-aminocyclopropane-1-carboxylate synthase homolog (inactive)
Exons: 15
Coding region: 1-1506 (501 amino acids)
Biological process (GO): amino acid metabolic process; biosynthetic process
Molecular function (GO): transaminase activity; pyridoxal phosphate binding
Source: RefSeq, a predicted model, not a curated record
AUGUUCACUCUGCCUCAGGAGGAAUCCAGGGCACUUGCCCCCUGUCCGGGCCCAGCCUCCACGCAGGACCUGGACAGUAACUAUGGGGAUGGUCUGGAAAGAGAACGCUCCAGAAAACCGGACCGGAAGCUGCCCGAGUUGUGUGACUCCACCACCAUGUUGUCCUCAGACAGCUCCUACCUGUCUUCUAGAGGACGCGUCAUUAAGUGGUUCUGGGACUCGGCAGAGGAGGGCUACAGGACCUACCACAUGGACGAGUAUGAUGAGGAUAAGAACCCCAGUGGCAUCAUUAACUUGGGCACCAGUGAGAACAAACUCUGCUUUGACCUGCUGUCCAGGCGGCUGAGUCAGAGCGACAUGCUGCGGGUGGAGCCGUCCCUGCUGCAGUACCCUGACUGGAGGGGACACCUGUUCCUCCGGGAGGAAGUGGCCAGAUUCCUGUCUUUUUACUGCAAGAGCCCCACACCCCUUAAGCCAGAGAAUGUGGUUGUUCUGAAUGGCUGUGCCUCUCUCUUCUCUGCUCUGGCCACCGUGCUGUGUGAGGUGGGGGAGGCUUUCCUGAUCCCCGCCCCUUACUAUGGAGCCAUCACACAGCACGUCUAUCUCUAUGGCAACGUCCGUCUGGUCUGUGUCUAUCUGGACAGUGAGGUCACUGGGCUGGAUACACGCCCCUUCCAGCUCACCGUGGAGAAGCUGGAGAUGGCCCUGCAGAGAGCUAACUCUGAGGGUGUGAAGGUCAAAGGUCUCAUCCUCAUCAACCCCCACAACCCUCUGGGCGACAUCUACUCCCCAGGAGAGCUGCGGGACUACCUGGAAUUUGCCAAGAGGCACAAGCUUCACGUGAUGGUGGAUGAGGUCUACAUGCUGUCCGUGUUCGAGAAGUCGGUGGCCUACCGCAGCGUCCUGAGCCUGGAAGGCUUGCCUGACCCCCAGAGGACCCAUGUGAUGUGGGCGACCAGCAAGGACUUCGGGAUGUCUGGGCUCCGGUUUGGCACGCUGUACACGGAAAACCGGGACGUGGCCACUGCGGUGGCUUCCCUCUGCCGCUAUCAUGGCCUCAGUGGCUUGGUCCAGUACCAGAUGGCACAGCUGCUCCGGGACCAUGACUGGAUCAACCAGGUGUACUUACCGGAGAACCAUGCCCGGCUCAAGGCUGCCCACAGCUAUGUCGCGGGAGAGCUCCGGGCCCUGGGCAUCCCCUUCCUGAGCCGCGGGGCGGGCUUCUUCAUCUGGGUUGACCUGAGGAAGUUCCUGCCUGAGGCCACCUUUAAGGAGGAAAUGCUGCUUUGGCGCCGCUUUUUGGACAACAAGGUGCUGCUGUCCUGCGGCAAGACCUUCGAGUGCAAAGAGCCCGGCUGGUUCCGCUUGGUCUUCUCAGACAAGGCCCACCGGCUGUGCCUGGGGAUGCGGCGGGUCUGGCAGGUGCUUGAGGGCACAUCCCAGGUGGCAGAAGAGCCCCCUUCCUGUCAGACCGAGGAGCCAAGGAGCCGGCACAGGGAAACGUGAGGAACAACACGUAAAAGAGAGAACAUGCCCAAGAAAUAAACAAGAGUGAUAAUUCCCAAACCACCAGGAGGAAGGAGUUAAUUCUGUGUGUUCGGAUUGUUCUCCCCACGUGCGGGUGUGUCCCCCACGGGACACCGGGGACUGGGACAGGCCUCCGAUUGGGGUGCGGUGGACAAGACCCGGUGGGGGCAGUCAGGGAGAGCUGCCCUGCUUCUGGGCUGCUCUUCCUUCUCCCUUGCCCCGGCAAGGAGCUGCCUCCACUGAGCAUCUCAGACCCGAGUGAUCCAGCCAUGACUACUGGGGGGAAGAUAAGGGCUGGCCUUUCCACCCCAAGUAGGCAAAGGGCCACUCAGGCCAUCCUCAGGGCUGCUUGAGCUCAGGGCCCACAUGGGCUUUCCGAAGCGACCUUAAAGCUGUGUGCGGAGGACCCUUCUCUGGUGUCUACACUCCUAGGUAGAAAAGCAGUCUCUUCCCUUGUUAAUGUUUAAGAGAAUGUCGGUGCAGUCAGUGUGCACUUUCUGUAAACCAUGGUAUUUGACCGAGGAUUUGCUUCCCUCUACGUUUCUGCCUUUCAUCCAUUCGCUCCUUCUCCCUGUCUUUCCUUGAAUACCUUCUGUGUGCGGACACCGUGCUGGUAAUUUCUGUGCAGUCUGUCUAACUUCGACAAUCCAGGAAGCUGACGUGAUUAUCCUCCACUCGAGAGAUGAGGCCAUGGAGUCUCAAAGAGCUGGAAUGACAUUCUCAAAGUCCCGUAGGUAGAAAGUCCCAGAGCCAGGAUUCAGAGUCGGGUCGGUUUGGUUGUGAAUUCUGUGCUGUCUGUACCCUGCCAAAGCUGGCUCCGCAGGAUGCUUUCUCUUUCCAGCCCCGAGGACCAGGCCUCGUGUCGUCAUCGGCAGCACCUUUCAUUGUUGCUCGGUGCCUUUGGCCAAGGGUCGCUCCUUUCUCGUCCCACUGCCAGGAAACACUGCUACUAGGAGUUGCGGAUUCAUUGAAGGAAAGCCUUCAGGUUUUGCGGGUCAGAAUAACGGCCACACUGAGAGCCCUUUGUAUCCCCUUUAAAGACCUCUGUUGUGACGCUGCCACUGUGGUUCAGGGUCCCCCACGGAAGGACCCUGUGAUACAUUCCAUGUAGAAUUCUCAGAAGAAUGACUCCUAGUUCUUCAGAGGGAAUAAAAGCUGGCUUCCCGGCAGAGGCUGACCGACCUGGGGAUCGGGGCCCGAAUCGAGUCCGUCUGUUUCAGUUGGCGGAAGGGCUGCGUGAAGGGCUGCGCUCCAUAUGUCUCUCUGUGGAGUCUGGGUCUGGCAUAUUCCACACCCAUCUCAGGUCCCCCUUUGCGCGCACCUUUCUCCCCUUGCUCGGUACGACCGCCAGCCACGUGUGCGUGAGCGUCGCCCCGGGGGCCCCUCGGCUGCUCCAGAGGGCACUUCCUGCCCCAGGCUUCUCUGACAGCCUCAUGGGGCACACGCAAACUGGGCGCUCUGAGGGACUUCACACUCCCGGGGCGGUCCUUGAGCAGCGGGGGUCAGGAAGCAGCGGAUGGAUGCCGCUGUCAGCAGGCGACCGCUGUGCGGUGAGCCGAGCCCUUCUGACCUUCCGCGUGGCUCCUCAAAGAGUCCUGCUGGGAUUGAGCCCCGGGUGCCCAGGGCGGUAGCCUGCUCUAUAACACACCUCUGGACAGGCUUUCUUUGUCCUCUUAGACUUACUCCGAUCUCACCGUUUCCUAAGACUGUGUCCAGAAUAGCUGCCAGCAUCAAGGCUCUGCCUCUCAGGGAACCAUGCAAAGCGGGGGAUACGUGAUAGGCCAGCUGAAUGUUUUAAGAUUCAUUGACAUUGUUGCAUGUAUAAAUGGUACAUUCUUCCUCUCUUUUUCGUCCCUCUAUGUAGUAAUAUCCCCUUUUUCAUUCUUGAUAUUGGUAGCAUUUGUUCUCUUUGCUUUUAUUGUCAUGAACAGUCAACCUUGUAAUGAUUUUAUCGAAUUUGCUGGUUUUAUUAGUUUUUUACGAUGAACUAUUACCUUUGUUAAUGCUAUCUAGUGUAUGUUUGCUUUCUUUUUUUUUUUUUUAAAGAUUUUAUUUAUUUAUUUGACAGAGCUAGAGA